AUGCCCGUCGCCAUCCCUCCAUCGUAUAGGAUGGGAAAUAGCGGUCCUAAUUCACGCAAACCAUCUGGAUCAUCUGCACACUCUGGUGUUCAUUCGCCUGCCCGGGAAUCCCCAGAUCCCAUGACGAACACACAGGGCCAUCGUAACCUUAGUCCUAACUCGGCCGCAAUGUUGGGAGCCGGAAAAUACAACGGCUGGCCAGGGUGGAAUAGUCCAGCUGCAAGCUCGGACAACUUAACAAAUCGUACUGCAUCCAUUUCCUCGUCAUCGAGCCCUGUCGACUUUGCGCCGCUGACUGAUUUUCCCCAUUGCUCUCCGUUGAACACUGCAUGGGAUUUAACACGUCAAGCUCAAGCUCAAGCUCUUGGCCAGCGCGGCUAUUCACCUAACACCGGUGCAGAAUGGGAACUCGACAUUAUCCACGCCGAAGACCAAGAUGCCGAGCUGGCAACUGUCACGAACGGAAUGCGGUCUCUUGGCGUAGACGAUCGUAGCCCGAACUUGUUCAGAAGAACGGCCCACUUCACGGCCGGGCCGUCUCCUACGCGGGAGCUCUCGGUGUAUCUGAUGUUCAACACACUGGGAUGCCGAUGCCAGUGCCCAUCCCGCUUCAAACCCCAGUCGUACUCUUACGGCCAGCCCGCGGCUCAUGAUUAUGGCGUGUAUUAUUCCAACGUCCCGAGCACAACUUUCAGCCAAUACUCAUACGGAGCUUCGGCUGAUCCCGCUGUAUUUGGCUCCCAGUUCCUUCAAACGCCCCACAUCGGACUUCAUAUGGAAUACCCGGCUAUUCGACGCCAUCGAAUUGUUUACUCGCCACAGAUGGGGCACGCGCCGAUGCCUGGUGCCAUGCAUUCUCCCGUGCCCGGCGUGUCUCGCUCGAAGCAAGACUUACGACGUCUAUGUCUUAAGGGCGGACACUUUGGUCGAAAUUCUCAGCUCUCUCAUCAACAACGCAUGUUAAUUUCAGCGAUGCCACCAGGAACAGCGCCGAUUGGCGUCCCUUCUGAGCCCUUCUCUCAAUAUCCCGUUUCUAACCAGCUAUUCGGCCUGGGCCAGGGACUCGGUGCCAUGCUCCACUCUCAGCCCACGUAUGGAUUCCCUUCUGCAUCAACUCGACCAGUCCUGGGAUUUGCGCCUCUUCGUCAUGACCUUACAAUAGACCCUUCGGCGACAGGUCGCAGUCCACUCCUAGAACAGUUUAGGGCCGACAAAUCGAAGACAUGGCAACUCAGGGACAUCAGAGGGCAUGUCGCCGAGUUUUGCGGGGAUCAACAUGGCUCUCGGUUUAUCCAACAAAAGCUGGAGACAGCCACCGAUGAAGAGAAAGAAGGCAUUUUCUCGGAACUGGCGCCUGGAAGCUUCCUGCCUCUUAUGACAGAUGUCUUUGGCAACUACGUUGUGCAAAAACUUAUUGAGUUCGGCUCGGUGGAACAGCGUGAUGUUCUUGUCAGCGUUAUGGAGGGCCAUAUGCUAUCACUUUCGCUUCAAAUGUAUGGUUGCCGAGUGGUCCAGAAGGCUAUUGAGUGCAUAUCGGCCGAACAACAAAUUGCAUUUGUUCGCGAGAUUGAAGUAGAUGUCAUGCGUUGUGUGAAAGAUGCAAACGGUAAUCACGUUAUACAGAAAUUAAUUGAACGGGUAUCUCCCGACCUUUUAGGAUUUGUCUCUGUAUUCCAGGGCAACGUUUAUGACCUUGCCACGCACCCAUACGGAUGCCGGGUUCUCCAAAGAUGUUUUGAAUAUCUACACGAAUCUCAAACUCGACCUCUCAUCGAUGAAUUACACAAAUACACAACCCAAUUGAUGCAAGACCAGUUCGGGAACUAUGUGAUCCAAUUCGUACUCGAACAUGGAGCUGCGGCAGAUCGGGACUGGAUUCUUCACAAGCUUCGGGGCCAAAUGGUGCAGAUGGCACGACACAAAUUCGCGUCGAAUGUUUGCGAGAAAGCCCUGGUCACAGCCGAUUCGGAGUCGCGCAGGCUGUUGAUCGAUGAGAUUAUGACCCCGCGUAUGGACACGGUCAACCCAAUCGUUCUAAUGAUGAAGGAUUCGUUUGCUAGCGAUUCAGAUUAUGUGCUGCAACGUGCGCUACAAGUGGUCGAAGGAGAGCAGCGACAUGUGCUCGUGGCCAAGGUCAAACCACAGCUAGCAAUAUGCGUAGUCGAAAGGUUAUUGAACGAGAAAUCGAACGAAGAGCCACAUGUUCUUAGAGGCCUCCCUUCGUCAGAUGCCCCCGCACCAGCGACUGCGCUAUCAAGUCUCAGCUAA
This is a messenger RNA of Rhizoctonia solani, 2268 nucleotides long. RefSeq names its product Pumilio-family RNA binding repeat. Gene Ontology annotation, cellular component: cytoplasm. The record is from RefSeq and is a predicted model, not a curated record. The coding region runs from base 1 to 2268 and encodes 755 amino acids. Lineage: Eukaryota; Fungi; Basidiomycota; Agaricomycetes; Cantharellales; Ceratobasidiaceae. Gene Ontology annotation, molecular function: mRNA 3'-UTR binding. The transcript has 13 exons. Gene Ontology annotation, biological process: nuclear-transcribed mRNA catabolic process, deadenylation-dependent decay.